Cariama cristata (Red-legged seriema) is the source of this 1100-nucleotide messenger RNA. RefSeq names its product ankyrin repeat domain 22 (gene ANKRD22). The transcript is spliced from 6 exons. Gene Ontology annotation, molecular function: protein binding. Lineage: Eukaryota; Metazoa; Chordata; Aves; Cariamiformes; Cariamidae. The record is from RefSeq and is a predicted model, not a curated record. The coding region runs from base 293 to 868 and encodes 191 amino acids.
GCAACUGGAGGCUGUUAUUGCAAAAAUGACAAAGGAAAAUGCUUCUGUGUUGUAACUUGUUCUGUCAGUCUCCCGUAAGCUGCUGUUCUCAUGUUUACCUUCCUGGGUUGGGUUUCUGAAGACAAUUAUUUCAUACUACCAAGUAGAAAGCACUUAAAGGAAAUGUAGAUUAAGAAAGAGUGAUACUUCUAAGUUAACUAUUAACCAAUUCAAACAGACUCAAGAGCAUUUCAAGUGAGGUUAACGUGUUGGACUGGUGAAGAAGAACAAACUCAAGCAGCGAAGAAUAGUCAUGGGGAUACUCUAUUCAGAGCCCAUUUGUCAGGCAGCUUAUAAUAACGAUUUCAAUGAAGUUCAGCUCCUUUUGGAGCACAACAGCAACUAUCUGAACAUCCAGGACAGCUUCGGUGGAGAUACCCCCUUAAUUUGUGCAUGUAAACGGGGAAACAACAGGAUAGUUAGCUAUCUUCUAAAAAGAAAUGCUGAUGUCAACCUCAGAAACAAGAAAGACCGUACUUGUCUGCAUUAUGCUGUGAGAAAACGGUUUACCUUCCUUGACUAUGUGCUUAUCAUAAUCCUCAUGCCAGUUAUGCUUAUUGGAUAUCUUCUUAUGGUCUCAAAGACUAAACAGAAUGAAAACCUGAUCAUGAUGUUGCUUAGAGCUGGAGCUGAUGUUAAUGCUACAGACUUUUCUGGUCGCACAGCCCUUCACUAUGCUUGUGAAAUGAAAAACCAGGCAGUCAUUCCUCUACUGCUUGCAGCUCACGCAGACACUUCUGUAAAGAAUCAGGAUGGAGAGACUCCCUUAGAUAUAGCAAGAAGAUUGCAGUUCCACAACAUUGAAAGUAUGCUAAGGAAAACUUCCUAGUCAUCAAGGACUUCUGAACAUGCAGAAAAUUACCUCAUCUGACAAUCCAUCUUGCACUGCAGCAGGAGUCCUGCAGAGGGUUGAGGCCUGUUACUUGAUAAAGACUUGGUCCAAAUCCACCCAUUCUUCGCUACAGACUUUGACUAUUUUGUGUGAGACAGCACCCCUAAGGCCAUGUGGGCUGAAAGGAGUUAAUUUGAUUUUACUAAGCCAUGAAUUCUUACAAUAGUGU